AUGUUUUUGUGGCUCGUUUUGCAGGGAGGAGCCAGUAGAACAAGUGAAACAGAAUACAUCCUGCAUACAUAUCAAUCAAAUAAGAAAGUCAAGGAGUCAUCAUUAGAUUUUCAAAGCAGACAAUUCGGAAUUGUUACGGAUUACUCAUCAGAUGAUAAAAGUCAAACAGAAUUCUACAAAUUAUGCGUGUUAGGAGAUAACAUUCGAAGAAUGAUACCACAUGUCGAUAGAAUUUUGCUUAUUCCAACAAAUUUUUACGUAUCAACUACAAAUUUUCAUUAUUUGCUAUCUACCUGGAAUGUUAUACUAAGAUUAGACUAUCCAUACCUCGAGUGUGAAUUAAUAAAUGAAAAACAAGAAAUUAACCAUUUUUGGUUUAGAUUUAAAGCUCAAAUGCUUACAAUGUACGAUAAAUUAUUAUAUAUCGAUCAUAAUACAUACUUUAUUAAUAGUCCUGAAGACAUUUUUAGAUAUCCAACUCCUUCAUCAGCAAUUGAUUAUCAAAGCUGGGGAAUUACAUAUUUUGAAGUUGCUCAUAACUAUGAUUUCUUCUUAUUCAAGCCAUCAAUGACAAAUUAUUACAAAUUACUAAACCAAACUUGUAACUGGAAUGAAUAUCCAUUUUUAUUCCAUCAAAAAUAUGAAAAUUAUUCUUCAGCAUCUAUUGGACCAUACGAUAAUGGCAUUUUACAUGAAAUAUUAGGUAUUUCUACUUACACAAUGCCUCCAAACGUAAAUGUCGAAACAGGUCCAGAAUCAUUCAAAAACAAAUACAGUUUUACAGAUCCUAGAAUCAUUUCUUUUCGAUUUCUUGAAAUAAAACCACCGUGGAUCGGAAAUUCAUACGCCGACCUGUAUUGGAAAGUAAUUGCAGAACAAGCGUUUGACAGACUUGGUCUAAGCUUUCCAUAUAAGAUAACGGAGAAACCUGAAGAGGAACAAAAUCGAAACGAAAUCAAGAAAAGAUUAAAUUUCGUUCAGUAUCCGAUUUACAAGGUUGUUAAGUGCAACAAUGAAUUAGUUAGCUUUUCUACAGUCAUUGUUAUCGCAAAAUCUAUUUGCAUUUUGUUCUUCGGACUGUUGAUUAUUAGAUUUUUAUCUAGUUAUGAUUUUGAUGAUAUAUAUUACUUCUAA
Trichomonas vaginalis G3 is the source of this 1134-nucleotide messenger RNA. Its product is annotated as nucleotide-diphospho-sugar transferases family. Lineage: Eukaryota; Parabasalia; Trichomonadida; Trichomonadidae. The transcript has a single exon. The record is from RefSeq and is a predicted model, not a curated record. Bases 1 to 1134 code for a protein of 377 amino acids.